UGUGUGUGACUCUGUGUGUGUGUAUGUGCGUUCUGUAGAUGUCUCCGUCCUCCUCCAGACGUCCUCGUUGCCCUUGUCGACAGUGGACCCCAACCCCUCCUCACCUCCUCUGAACCACAUCACGGUUGCUAUGAGACAGCCGUGGGCGUGGCAGGGCACAGCGGCUCCGCCCAUCUCCCUGGCCUCAAGCCACGCCCCCACAACCCAGGAUGCAACAGGGCCAGUGAGGAGACAACAGCUGGCUCAUGAGACGCAGAAGGAGCAGUGUGUCGACAGGAGGUGCAUCAGUCUGGCCUGGGAGGUGCCUAGCACCUCUUCUGCUCCUCUCAGUCCUGUGCUCCUCCAGGCCUCCCAGCCAGCAGGAGGCUCUUCUGACGCUCCUCCCUCCUCAGUCAGCACCAAGCUGUCCGGCCAGCGGGCCUACCUGCAGAGCCUGGACCGCAGCAGCAGAGCCUGGGUGCUGUCCUCAGGAAAGACCCAGGCUUCAGACGAGACCUGCGGCCUGCAGCCUGAGAGCGGCAGCAACAUCUGGUACAACCCCAUCCCCGAGGAGGAGGACCCUGGAGGGCCCCGCAGGGAGGAGGGGGACCCCCGAGGGCCCCACAGGGAGGAGGAGCACCCCAGAGGGCCCUGCAGGGAGGAGCAGCACCCCAGAGGGCCCUGCAAGGAGGAGCAGCACCCCAGAGGGCCCUGCAGGGAGGAGGGGGACCCCCGAGGGCCCGGCAGGGAAAUUGAGGUGUGGAGGAGGAGGGACGACAGAGAGGAGGGAGGAGCAGACUGUCGAGCGGAGGACGCCAACCCCAGCAUCAGCCACUUCGCUGAUGACAUCACAGCAGAGACAACAGACCCUGCCCACUCAGACUCUAGCCCCGCCUCUCAAAAGAAAGGGGGAGUGUCCGGCAGCGUGAUGGACCGGCUGAGGUCUCCAGGUACGGUGAGGAAACUCUCCCUGAAGAUGAAGAAACUUCCCGAGCUGCGACGCAAACUCAGCCUUCGUUCUUCCUCCCGCGCCCAUCGCCAGGGAAAUGACAGCAGGGUCGGCGCCGACGAGUCCACCAGUAAGAAUGCAUCAUCAUCAUCAUCAUCGUCUGCUCUGUCCAAUCAGAAUGUGAUCAGCAGAUAUCACCUGGACAGCACCGCCCCUCCAGCCAGACCACGGCGGCGAUCAUCGAGAGGACGGUCGGCCAAAGGAGGUUACCUCAGUGAUGGAGACUCUCCUGAACUGCUGCCACGGCAACAAGCUCCUCCCAGCACAACCUCCCCAGAAACGUUCUGUGACGUCAGCUCAUUCAGACUGUACGCGGGCUGUGAUCUGUCACGGUGCAGCCAGCGGGUGACAGGUUUACUGACGGUCCACCUGCUGGGUCUGGAGGAGAUGAAGAGCAGCAGGUCUGAGGACAGUAAGGAGGUCUUCUUGGCGAUCCAGAUUGAUGGGGUGACCAGAGCGAGGACUGCCCUGCUGAGCCUGCGAGGCUCCACCCUCCCGCUGAACCACGCGUUCAACCUGGAGCUAGAGCGGGCGCGGCUGCUCCGCAUCGUGGUCCUAACACCAG
Molecule: messenger RNA, 1553 nt
Organism: Plectropomus leopardus (leopard coralgrouper)
Lineage: Eukaryota; Metazoa; Chordata; Actinopteri; Perciformes; Serranidae
Source: RefSeq, a predicted model, not a curated record